CCGUUCGAACAACAUCAUACACUUUUAAGUUGGCUUGUGCCAGUUCUCAGAAGUUGUAACACUCAAAUAAAUUUAUAACAUUUUUUGAGAAUGUUUUAUGAUUAUAUAACAUAAUAUAUCGGUUUUAGAAAGUCGUAUAACAAAUAUAAAUAAUUUCGACACCCUGUGUAAACUCUAAACCGUAAUCCGUCGGUAUCUCGUCGGAAUAUUCCGACAAAUAACCGACGGAAUUAACUAUACCGACGAGGAGCAGACGGAAAUGGUCGUCGGUAUUUAGAAAAUUACCCGGGUGAAGCUGUACCGGGCAAAAUUUCAGCGAACCGCCAAUAUUAAAAAACCGACGGAUUUCUGACGGGUAUAUUAAAUACCGACGGAAAAAACCCGUCGGUAAUCCGUCAGUUUGUUAAAUGAAUACAUAAGAGAAAAUCUCUUCUUUUUCCUCAUUUCUUCCCCUUUUUUCUCUCUCUCCGCCCAACCUCUCCUCCUCCCUCGCGAUUUCCGGCUAAAUCCCCCAAAUUCGACCUCCUCUUUCACCCAGUCAUGUAAGAUUUUCAAUUCCUUUAACUUUGCUCAUGGGAUUUUAAAGGUUACAAUGUUAGUUUUAGGGUUUAUGUGAUUUUGAGAUUGAUUAGGGAUUUGGAAGUUAGUUUAGGGCCGGGAUUGAAGUUUUGAUUUAGGAUUUGUGUGAUUGAAGUUAUAGAUUUUGAAGUUAUUGAAGUUAUAAAGUUUUUUUUUAAUCAAAUGUUUUUAAUUAUAUAAAAAUCGUUUUUAUUUAUAAAAAAUCAGCAUAUGGUAUAAAAAAUAUUUUUUUCAUUAUAAAAAUUCGUUAAAUAAAUUAUAAAACACAUUUUAAUUAUUAUAAAAAUAUUUUAAUUAUAAAACGUUUCUAAAUAAUAAAAAAGCUUACUAAUGUUUUUUUUUGUAGGGAUGAACCACCUCCUCUUAUACUUAGACGUCGUUCUCGCCGGGGUACUUCUUCAGUCACUCAGAGUACUCAGAGUACGUCACCCGCUAGUAGCCCAGUUGCAGCUACCACUCCUCCAGCAGCCCCCACCCCUCUAGCAGCCCGCACCCCCCUUCUGUAGCUUCCGGCCCUUCUCAAAGUUCAAGAGGAGGAGGAUUGCCUACUACGAUGACUGUUGCGGAGUUAGUUAGGCAACCUGGCCGAGAAUCGCUUCAGCGCCUUGAUCCAAAUUAUCUUAUUGUCCCAAACACCACUUGGUUUGAUUUGUCUGGCAAUGGUAUCACCAACAGCCUUCUUAGGAUGGAGUACACGAUGCUAAAGCGUGGUUAUCCAACUUUCUAUGACAUGCCUGAAGAAGAUCAAGAACUUUGGUUUCGGCAAUUUGCGGUAUACGUUGUCAAUUUUUAAUAUUAUAAAAAAAAUUUCUACAAUUGUAACUUUCUAAAAAAAAAAUUGUAUUUAUUUUGCAGCAAGAGUUCACUUGGGAAUCAGGGAUUACAGAACAAGUGAAAAUUGUUUUCCGCCGCAAAGCAGCUUCGCACUACACCAAGCGGAUCAAUGAGUGGAAGCAAAAAUUCGAUGUUGGCGAGGUCCCAAAGCACAUCAACCCAGACGUUUGGCGGGAUUUGUGUGCUCAUUGGACGAAAGAUGAGACAAAGUCUUUGUCGACAAUCAACUCGCAAAAUCGGUGUAGCGGGCGUGGCGGGAAAGGGAUGUUUGUCCACAACUUAGGGGCAACAAGUUUACAGACCCGAGCACUUCAGCUAAUGAAGGAAAACGGUGGAGUUCCCGUAGAUGAUUUUACCCUGAUGAAGAACGCCUAUACCAACAAGAAGAAUGGGGAGAUUCAGGAUGGACUUAUUAAGGGCGUAAUCCAGGUCGUGGAAAAUCGAAAAGUGGAUCUCCUCGCGACUCAAGCUUCUAUGUGUGAAGAAGGCGAUUCUGCAUCUUCCAACUCCUUAACCGUAGAGCAACUCAACAACCUUGUUCUCGAGGCUGUUCCAAAGAAAAAGGGCCGUUAUGUUGGAUUGGCUCGUUCGACCGGAGGGGCUUCUUCUUCUUCUUCAGCUCACUAUCCACUCGUUGAUGAGCUUAUGGAGCAGAUUAAGACCAAGGAUACGGAGAUUGAGUUCCUGAAGCAGGACAAUGCUGAAAUCCGGGUUGAGCUGCAGCAAAACCGAAUGACUAUGGAGGAAAACAAUGUUCUCACCCAGACCUUGUUGCAGAAGUUUAGGACCCGAUUCGGUGAAGACUUUUAGUUGUUUUUUAAUUUUCAAAAACUUUUUAUUACUUUUUAUAACUUUAAUGUAUAAUAAUGUUGAAUUUAUAUAUCUAUAAUGUUUUUAAAUUCUAAAUUAUCAAUUUUUUCCAGAAAUUAAAUUAAGAAUUAUAAAAAUUGUUUUUUUAAUUAAAAAAGGAAUACCGACGGAUAGAGUUAUCCGUCGGAAUUUCUACAUUUUUCCGACGAAUAAGAUCCAUCGAUAUUUUCAUGAUAUUCCGACGGAAUAAAGUCGUCGGUUUUAUUUUCAGUUACCGACGGACUUUUUUCGUCGGUAUUUUCUGAAUAUUCUGAUGAACACCCUUUGUCGGUAUUUUCUGAAAUUCCGACGAAUUCUCUUCGUCGGUAUUCUCUAUAAAUACCGACGGAUAUGUAUCGUCAGAAAUUUUAGAUAAAAACCGACGGAAUACGUUCGUCGGUAUUUGCCGACGAAAUAUGUUCGUCGGUAUUUACCGACAAAUUUCCGACGAAUAUCAGUAUACCGACGAGAUGAUACCGACGGACAUUUUUCGUCGGUAUUCCGUCGGUAUGCGGCUUUCCC
Brassica napus (rape) is the source of this 2784-nucleotide messenger RNA. RefSeq lists its product as uncharacterized. The record is from RefSeq and is a predicted model, not a curated record. The coding region runs from base 1678 to 2223 and encodes 181 amino acids. Lineage: Eukaryota; Viridiplantae; Streptophyta; Magnoliopsida; Brassicales; Brassicaceae. The transcript is spliced from 4 exons.